UCGGAACUAAUAAUAGAAUUAACUUAAUGACAGUUAAUCAUCAACAAACGCGCUUAAGUCGUAAUGAAUCAAAAGCUGUUAUAUCCAAGCAAAUGCCUAUCCAUCUAUAUAGAUCAGUGCAUUAAAAUAUGAAGAUCUUUUGCUUAGCUACAAAGGGUUAAGAAUAAUUUAUAUUUGAUUUAUAGUGCAAUAUGAGUGUGUUGCUUACGUACUUGUACCUUGUUCUGAAUCAGUUUCAUAACAUUCAGUGGACGAAGAUCGCCAUAACAAACGAACUGUUUUGAAUCUCACGGCAUUUAUUGAAUAACCAGAAGCUGUAUUAACACAGAGCUACCGCAUGUUCGCGAUAAAAUUCAUCACAAUGAUUUGCUUUUUAACGUUGUACAUAAUGUUACCCGCAGCGCUUGCACAAAUUGAUAAGAGACCUGUAGUCCACGUACCAAAAGAGUUUGGUGAUCACAUGGCUAGCACGACAUACAACUGUAUGUUACUUUUUCAAACCACAAGUGUUGCGAUAAAAAACAUCUACGAACUCAAGUUCCCGGAUGACGAAUUGACCAAACAGUUUCUGUUCUGCGUUUGUUACACGUUGUACCUGGCGCAUGAAGACGGCCACUUGACCGAAGUAAUGCUGGGCCUUUUCGACGGCUGUGAUCAAGAGGAGGAAGUUAGAAAAGUGUUCGAAUCGUGUAAUAAAAUUAGAACAAGAAAAUCAACUCAGACGCUGUAUGAAGUUGUCAAAUGUUUUCAUAAAAAUUCACCAGUUAUUUUAGGACCUCCUUUAAUACGAUAUUAAAAUAACAAAUUUUCA
Messenger RNA from Papilio polytes (common Mormon), 811 nucleotides. RefSeq lists its product as uncharacterized. The coding region runs from base 338 to 796 and encodes 152 amino acids. The record is from RefSeq and is a predicted model, not a curated record. Lineage: Eukaryota; Metazoa; Arthropoda; Insecta; Lepidoptera; Papilionidae. Gene Ontology annotation, molecular function: odorant binding. The transcript has 2 exons.